AUGUGUCUCAUGCCUUAUGCCCUAUUGAGCCGUGUGUGGUCUCUCAGUUUAGUAUUGCUUCAACAUUCUAGUAAGUGGUAUAGUAGAUUACAUCAAUAUUUAAAUCAACUACCCGAUAAAGGUGUUAGUAUUUUUGCACAUGAUUAUGAGUUACCAGAUAACUUGGAUACAUUGGUUAAUAUGAAAAACAUAAAUAAAGAAGGCAGAUUUGAAUGGACACAGAAAUUAAGUUUAGAUGUAGACUCUAUUUUAGUUGAAGAUGACGAAGGUGAACUGUGUGAGAGCAUAUUGAAAUAUGUCAAUAAUAUAAAUAAAACAUCUAGUAAAACCGCUAAAUCAGAAAAACCAGACUUACAAAUGACACUUCCCGUUGAAGACAAAGUAGUAGAAAAUAUUAGACAACCUAUGAAGAACACUCAAAAGGUCAAUAAUGACCAGGGCGAAGUUAUAUCAAGAGAAAUGUUUAAUAAACUCUACAAGAAAAACACUACCGAGACAAAUCCUGUUCAAAAGGAGAAGAAAAUAAUUAAUCAUGAUAUUGACAAUAUUGUAGAUAGAAACAGUCUACAGGCCUUUAUAAAGGCUGAAGAAGAAUUCAGAAAUAAUUCUGAUGAAAAAUCUCUUACUACACACUUAAGUUUUAUGCAAUGGCAGGCUUUGAAAACUGCUCUUUUGAAUUUAGAUAAUCCUCUUAUUAUGUCUGAUAAACUUGAGAGAAAAACAAAAAAAAUAUGGCAAAAGAAAUGUUUGGACUAUAAAUAA
This is a messenger RNA of Danaus chrysippus (African queen), 762 nucleotides long. NCBI's taxonomy places the organism in Eukaryota, Metazoa, Arthropoda, Insecta, Lepidoptera, Nymphalidae. The record is from the annotation of a GenBank genome assembly.